CGGAAAAACUCAACAAGGAGCAAGCUCGAAAGUUAAAGACACAAACAAAACACUAUCUUGUACGAGAAGGGAUAUUAUAUCAGAAAAAUGGCUCUGAUCCUGAACGACCCUUGAGAGUUUUACAAAAAGAACAAGUGCCAAUAAUGCUGCAAGCCAUGCAUAAUGAUCCUGUAGCAGGACAUCUCAGUAAAGAAAGAGGGAAGCCUAAGGCAAGAGAAGCAUUACAUCCAAUAAAAGUGACCCAGCCAUUUAAUCGAAUUGAGAUUAUACAUGCCACUGAAAUAG
This is a messenger RNA of Ambispora leptoticha, 285 nucleotides long. NCBI's taxonomy places the organism in Eukaryota, Fungi, Glomeromycota, Glomeromycetes, Archaeosporales, Ambisporaceae. The record is from the annotation of a GenBank genome assembly.